GCUAUGAGUCAUGACCAAUACAAAAUAUUCUGUAUUAGAAGUAUGGAUGGUGAGUGGGGAAUAUUUCGAUGAUUAAUAAAUUCGACGUUGUACGACUAGCAUUCUCUUAAUGACUGUAUAAAUAUCAAGACGUGUCCCGUAAUGAAUGUAAUUCGGUGACUAAAUUAAUUUUUGAAAGAAAGUUUUUAUAAAACAAAGUUUUGUGUAUCGUAUGAUAAGUGUCGACCCGUGAAUUAUAAGCGGGUCGUUAAUUUUACUCUAAAUCAUUGUAUCUGCUGUUUUGGAACAUAUUCGUCUCCAGGAAAUAUCGCUUCAAUUAUUGAUGUCACAACUUCUGUGUAAGGAAAAACAUCAUUAUAACCAGUCCCCAGGGCAGCGAGAACAAAACCGAUAAAUGGAAAUUCUUCGUGCCUAAUCCCCUCCAAGGUUAUAUGUGUAUGUAAAGCAUAUUUUUGCAUAAUUUUAUUGUGAGUAUCAUAAUAAGUUGAAGUGAUUUUUUGGCGAUAUGCGGAAAUAAUUUUUUUUUAUGAUAUAUAUAUAUGAAUUUGGUGCUUAGAAUCCACAUCAAUAUACAUAUAUACAGAUAUGGAUAAUUGAAGGUUAUUACGUCAACUAACAAAAAGAAAAAUAUAUAAUUGUGAGAGGAUAUGAGACAAUUUAAUUUUUUUAUUUUUUGAUCGAUUGCAUUUUGUUUUAUUAAUUUUAGAUAAAAACAAAAUAAAAUCACAAUAUCUUAAUGGAAUAUUGGAAGAGUUAUAAUUUUUGAGAAUCGCUAAUUUUAAUGUUUUUCUAUUAUUUACAAUUUGUUCACGUGAUGAGCUCAUCAAUAUUGUUUAUGUUAUUUGAAUAGAGUGUUUUGUAUGAGUGAAUGAAUAUGAUUGCUAAUUGACUUGAAUAUAAAUUAUACUUUUGAAAAAUAUUGUUGAAAACUUUCUUAUUCAAAUUAUCAGAGAAAUAAAAUUUUGUAAAUUAAAUAUAAUACAUUCUUUUUUAUUAUUUUUUUUUAUUGAGUAACAAGAAAGGAAGCAAAUUUGUUACAUUUUGGGGGCUCAACCGGGAUUUGCCAAUCUCAAAUUAAUUUUAGUAUUAUCAUUUCUUUUUCUUUGUUGUCAUAAAUUUUUACAUAUAAUCAUCAAUAGUUUAAAAAAAAAAAAAAAAAAAAAAAAUCUCUGAUGAUGGAAUAAUGAAAUAUUGAGUGAUAUGGGUUUAGAACGUUCACCAAAAAAUAAAGAAAAAGAGUUAAUAAAUUUGAGUGGUGAGGGUAUUACCACGCGAUCUAAAUCAGUUCAAAAAAAUUUAGUAGAAAAAUUAAAUAAUACAGAUAAGAUGACAGACACGGAAGUAGGUAAUGAAAAGUUUAGAAGAUUAGAAUUAGAAUUAUCAGAAAUGAGAAAAUUAAUGUAUGAAAUGAAAAAAGAACGUGAAGGUUUAUUGGUUGAAAAUAAACAAAUGCGUAUUGAAAAUGAAACUUUGCGGUCUAAUAACGUAAAUUCUCAAAAUGAUAAAUCCAUUAUGUCUGACAAAGAAGAAUCUUCUUCAACUUCUGGAAUUAUUGACAAAAAUUUAAUAAUUGAUCAACCAAUAAAUCAUAAUAAUGGAAAUAAAAAAGUAAUAGAUAAUUCGAUAAAUAGUAAUUUUCAAAUGAGUCGUGUUCAUUCAUACGAAUCGCAUUUUACUCGAAUAGAUAUUAGAAUGCCGCGCUUUGAGAAUGAAAAGAAACAAAAUCCAGUUGAAUUUUUGCAAAAGAUUGAAAAUUAUUUUCGGGUAAAAGGUGUUUUUGGAUUCACGCGUUUAAUUGUUCUUGGGGAAUCCCUUGAGGGACGUGCGCGUGGAUGGUUUGAAGCUAUCUCAGUGGAAUCGUUUGACGAUUUUAAAGAAAUGUUUUUGCAGGAAUUUUUUUCCAUACCAAUUCAAGUGCGUUUGAAAACUCAGUGGUCAUCGCGAAAAUAUACAUCUCAAGAAGGGUUAUUAGUCGAAUAUCUUGAAAAACAAACAAAAGAUGCUCGAUUUAUAAUACCGCGGUUAUCAGAAUAUGAAAUUCAUUACACAAUUGCCCAACAAUUCCCAGAUCGUGUGCGCACGGCGUUAAUUUCUGUUGACUAUCAUUCUUUUCAAUCUAUGCAUCACGCUUUGUCCCAAUUGGAUCUGAUUUAUGCGGAUAGACCAAACCAUCAAUAUAGAAAUCCUCCUCCUCACGGUCAACAAAAUGCACACGUUAGGCAGGUAUCGGUGGAAAAUCAAUCGGUGAAUAAAAUAAGUAAAGGAUCUGCGAAUGCCCGAGCGAAUAGUGCCUCUCCGGUAUCAAAUUUUAAAUAUAAUUUUUUACCUGAUUUAUCACGUCCUCCUCCUCCGUUACCACAAAAUGUACAAUAUCAUUUAAACAAGUAA
This is a messenger RNA of Leptopilina heterotoma, 2388 nucleotides long. RefSeq lists its product as uncharacterized. Lineage: Eukaryota; Metazoa; Arthropoda; Insecta; Hymenoptera; Figitidae. The transcript is spliced from 2 exons. The coding region runs from base 1201 to 2388 and encodes 395 amino acids. The record is from RefSeq and is a predicted model, not a curated record.